UGUGUUUAGAGGAUUUAGGGUGAUACGAGUGUAUGGAAUGUGUAAUUGUUAAUUGUUUCCUUUAAUUAUAUUGUUAUCGUCUAAAAUCAUUUUGAUCUCUUGACAUAAAAACAAUUGUAUAUGUAUUGUAUAUGACUUUUGUAACAGUUCUUAUAUUUAAAGCAUUUGUGUCUCGUGAUAGAUUCCAGAGCUCAAACUUAAGUAAUUGAGACACCCUAACAAUAUUAAAGAUUCUAAAUAAUUAGUGUUAUGGGUAAGGGUUUUUUUUUAUCUCUGAUGCUCAACCAUAAUGUUCUUACAGAGAAGUGUUUAUUAACAGUCAAUCAUAUUUAAGAUGGUCGCAGGACCAAUAGAGCAUGGGAUGCAGGCUGAUGUGAUAUUUGUUAUAGAAGGUACCGCAGUUAAUGGUGCGUACCUUCACGAUCUGAGAACCAGUUACCUUAUUCCUACACUGGAAUAUUUUAGUCAAGGUGGAAUAGAGGAUCGUGAAUAUGUUUCAGAGAACAGUACAACACUUUAUGGAAUUGUUGUGUAUCAUGCUGCUGAUUGUCUACCAGCUCCUUGUACAGGAACCUAUGGUCCUUACUCAAAUCCUCACAAACUUUUGAUGACAUUGGAAAAGCUAGAAAUGGUGGGAGGAAAGGGAGAGUCUCAUGCAAAUAUUGGAGAGGGCCUUGCAACAGGUUUACAAUGCUUUGAAGAUUUGCAAUUACGACGAGAACCAAACACAGCAUCGCAGAAGCACUGCAUUUUAUUAUGCAAUUCGCCCCCGUACCAAACAGUGGUUCAGGAAUCUUACAAGUUUGCAGGGCAUACUGUGGAGCAACUAGCUGGACUGUUCCAAGAGAGGAACAUCAACCUAUCAAUCCUUUCACCACGAAAGAUACCUGCUCUAUUUAAAUUAUUCGAGAAGGCUGGAGGAGAUUUGCAGUCUUCUCAAACAAAAAAUUAUGCGAAGGAUCCGAGACACUUGGUCUUAUUACGUAAUUAUAAUCUAAAGGAGACACCAGUAUCCCCGACACCAGGUGUCCAUGUGCCAGCACCUUCCAAUGUUCAGAUUCCAUUAAGUCCGCUUCAGAGCAAUGACAGUCCUAAUCCAAAUCAAGCUGUUCAAAGUAUCGCCCAACCAGCGCAAAAUCAGCCUACAACCUUCAGGAAUCAGGCCCCAGCACAAAAUAUCACCUCGGUGCAUCAGCCAGUUGCACCACCCAUGGUUGCUCCAAUGACAGCUGGCCGUCCACCAUUUAGUCCUCAAAUUGCUGCGCCACCAAAUUAUCCUCCAAACACGAUUAAUAAUCGUGCUGCUCAUCCACGAUGGUUCAGGCCACCGUUUAUCGCACCUGGUGCAACGGCCCAACCGAACCCACAGAGCAGUGCUCUCAUCGCUCAAUUAACACAACCACCCUCUUCACUGGGGAUUAACGUAUCGCCAUUUGGCCAGAGGAUGGACGGUAGAGGUACGAAUGUAAUGGCCGGCAAUACGCAACAGCAGCAACAGCAACAGUUAACGCAGCAGCAGCAAUUACGACUUACCAUGCAGUUACAGCAGCAGCAGCAGCAACAACAACAGCAACAACAACAACAACAAUCACAACAGCAACAGGCGUCCAUGGGCAUGGCUGGUCAGCCUGCACAAAGCCAAGCUGGACCACAGCUGUCCGUUUCCGGUGUGAGCCAAUCGGUGCCAACUCAGGUCCAGCAGACAGUCACAGCUUCACAGUCAUCCUCAUCGGUAUCUUCGGUGACUCCCCAGAUUCCACAUAGUCAACCACAGGGUACUGUCACCGGUGGUCCUGUUCCUGGACAACAGAUGGCCACUACUCGGCAGACUAUUUGGCAAGGAACUCUUGAAUGGAUUGAGAAGGCAAAAAAUCCUACGGAUACUCAAAAGCAAACUCGUCACGUUCCUUGUCAAGUGUCAGCGAAUCUGAAGGACGGCGAACCGGAACUAAAAGCUGAAUCUUGGCCACAGAAGCUAAUAAUGCAACUAAUGCCGAAGCAAUUGAUAGGAAAUAUUGGCGGAGCUUACUUGAAAAACUCGAAAUCUGUUCUCUUUCAUCCAAGUCCAUGUGAAGCUCUCGAGUCUUUGACAAAGGUCAUGAGUUCCGGCUUUGCUGGGUGUGUUCAUUUUACUUCGAUGCCAUCACCAGCACCCUGUGACAUAAAAGUUCUCAUUUUAUUGUUUACUGCUGAGAAAAGAGCUUAUUUAGGAUUCAUUCCAAACGAUCAAACUGCUUUUGUCGAUCGACUUCGGAAAGUUAUUCAGCAUCAGAAAAGCACACAAGCUCUUAUUCGACAGGGACAGGCCGGAAACGUUCCGGGAAAUAAUAUUUCUGGUGCGCUACCGACUUCCGGAAUUUCUCAAGGGAUUCUUAUGUCGCAGACGAAUACUAUGGCUAUGGGUGGUGGUCAAAUAACACAAAAUGUUGUUUCAACAAAUGGACCUCAGCAAGGAUUAACUACAUCUGGUGGGCCACAGGGUCAAAUUAACAUGCAGGCUAGUGGCAUGUCAGGACCCCAGCAAGUAAGCGCAGGACCAGGAAUGAUGGGACAGCAGAGACCGCCAUACGAUGAUUUGGAAAUGGCCAGGCAACAAAACCUUUUGAAGAUACAACAAUUGCGACAAACGCUUGAAGCUGCACAGCAACAGGAGGCACAAUACAAGUCACAGCUGGAAGUAAACAUUCAACAAAACCUUGAAGUUGCUCAGCAGCAAGAAAUGCAAUUUAAACAACAACUCGAGGCACAACAGGCACAAAGAGGAAUUAAUCCUGGCGCCGGCAUGGCUGGGCAGCAGCCAAAUACUCAGAGAAUGAUGCGACCCGUAAUGACCAACAAUCUUGGUCUUCGUCACCUGUUGCAGCAGCAACCACAAUAUAGGCAAGUUCUGGGAAUGCAGCAGCAAAUGGUUGGUCCCAGAGGACAAAUGUCCACAAGAUUAAUGGCUCCUGGAAAUCCACAGAAUCAACAAUUUGAAGACGUCUCUAAUUACGAUUUUCUUGCAUGAAAUUUUUAAUGAAUAAACGUGCUUGAUCAUGAUGAAAACUGUAUUGAACUGUAACUGAAAACAAAUGUUUAGAAUAAUGGCAUUACUAUUCUUUUAAUAAGUACUGAUCGAACAUUAUAAUGUAAAAAAAGUGGUGGCAAUAGAAAAAUUGAUUUAUAAAGAA
Messenger RNA from Cephus cinctus (wheat stem sawfly), 3170 nucleotides. It is a transcript of the gene MED25, whose product is annotated as mediator of RNA polymerase II transcription subunit 25. Gene Ontology annotation, cellular component: transcription regulator complex; mediator complex. The coding region runs from base 335 to 3007 and encodes 890 amino acids. The record is from RefSeq and is a predicted model, not a curated record. Gene Ontology annotation, biological process: positive regulation of transcription by RNA polymerase II. The transcript has 15 exons. NCBI's taxonomy places the organism in Eukaryota, Metazoa, Arthropoda, Insecta, Hymenoptera, Cephidae.